ACCAAAUUACAAAAUAUGCAUUUGCAAUAAUAAAUAAUAAAAGCUCAUGCUUUUCAGAAUAAUCAAAUGAUAACACCCCCAAAGCUACUGGAGCUUGAAGCGUCCCAUCUCCAUGACAACGCAAAACAACGAGAAGCAAGCGGAUUUAUAUCACGGCCUGCUGCUGAAAAGCUUCUUUGAAACUUUAUUGAAUUUGUUUUUUCAUUUACAUCUGUGCUGUGUUAUAUUAUUAUUACAAGUUGUGCGUGUCUACUGACACCUUCUAACAACCGUAUUUUCCUAACCUUAUCCUCGCAAGGUGUCUCGUCCAACAGGGCUUCCUCUCAGCGACAGAAAAUAUGGAAAGUCCUCGUGUUGGUGUGGUGAGAGAGUCUAUGCUGCAUCGUCCUCUUCUUAUUAAGCCUACACUCGGAAAGACCAAGUCAAGAGGUUUGUCCUGCCCAGGAUCCGACUUUGUUUAUGGGACAGCAACUACAGUACAUGAUGGAGGAGUGCCAGAGGCUAUCUCCAACUGGCAAACGCACACUAUGUCUACCAGACACAGGACGGCGGAGAGGGAUUUCAUCGCUCUUAACCGCGAGGGGGUCAAGUCAGGCCUGGUUACUGCCAAAGAGCUGCACCAGUACCGUGCCACCCAUGACAUCCGCCGCCAGCCAGCGACCAGAGAGGCCUUUCGUAGGUCUGCCCCACCCCGCAUAACAACAGAUGCUUCGUUUGGUGUUUCUAACAGACCAUCUACUCCAAUCUCAGAGCUCAUGGAGUAUAAAUAUGCUCAGAGAUGGCUGGAGGAGCAGCAGGCCAGGGACAGAGUCCUACGAGCACAUCACCACAAGAAGGCUCAGCUUGGGCGUAUCCAGGACACGCGGACAACUCUGCUUCGCAAGAGUCUGCCCUUACCCGAGGCUCCAUCCAUGUGGAAACUGCCUCGGUUUCAGCAGGUGGGACCAGCUCUGGACACCUUUCGAGAUCCCGAAGCCCGCAAGAAAGCUAUGAUUGCCCACCACUCAGAAUCUGCAAGCAGGAGAGGGAUUCUGGGUCAAGGCACAUACACAGUGGAUUGACAUAGCUUGUAAUUAUUAAAUGUACAUCUCAGUGCAUCUGCUUGUCAGGCUUCUCUUUGAUGUAUUAAUCUUUCA
This is a messenger RNA of Paramisgurnus dabryanus, 1136 nucleotides long. It is a transcript of the gene cfap77, whose product is annotated as cilia and flagella associated protein 77. The record is from RefSeq and is a predicted model, not a curated record. Lineage: Eukaryota; Metazoa; Chordata; Actinopteri; Cypriniformes; Cobitidae.